UAAUCCUGAUUGGCAAGACAUGGGCCAACUUUUAGAUUGCCUACUGCGCACGGAGGAGAAAGAGCGGGUCCUAAGGGGGGCCCGGGAGGCAGUGGAGGCUGCCGGUGACGGGCGUGAUUUGAUAGCUCUCACUAACCCUCCCCAAUGGAAUCCGAAUAAUUCAACCCACCAGGCAAACUUAAAGAAAUUCCUAACCCAUGUUUUGACAGGUAUAAAACAAGCAGGAGAAAGAACUCUAGAUUCGUCAAAAGUCCAUAAUACUGUGCAAGGGAAAGAAGAACACCCUUCUGACUUUUAUGAGAGACUUUGUAAAGCAUUUUGUGCUUUUACUAAUAUAGACCCCAAGGCUGUGGACACACAGUCCACGGUCAGGCUUAUUUUUAUCUCUCAGUCAGCUCUGGACAUUAAGAAGCGAUUGCAGCAGCUCGAAGGCGCUGAGGGAAAAUCCCUGGAGAAACUGACCCCCAGGUCCGUUUAACAAUGGGAGGAUCCGCUUAUUCUUGUCUUUUGGAUUCGGGGGCUGCCAUUUCCACUGUUAUUGCCAAGCCAAAGGAAGAAAACCUCACAGAUAAAAGCAUUCCGGUAAUGGGUAUAGGCGGAAAGCCAUUUGAGUGUUCUGUAUUGCAGGAGGCUGCUGUAGAAAUCUCUGGUGUUUCAGCCUCCCAUGCAUUUUUGUUAGCUCCUGACAGCCCAGCUAAUCUUCUAGGCAGAGACUUGCUGUGUAAAUUACGUGCUCAGAUUUUCUUUUCAGCUGAUAAAAUCAUUCUUCGGUUGCCUCAAAAUCAACUCCCCCAGCUAUGUGCCGCAUUAACCCAGGCUACCGAGGACCCGAUCCUGCCUGCGAGCCCGAUGAACCUGCCUGAACGACUCAGACGAGAGGUACACGCCUCCCUCUGGGGCACUUCCAAAACAAACCUUGGCACUCUCCGGACAGAGCCUGUGCAAAUAAUCCUGAAGCCAGAUAUUGACAUUCCUCGAAUCAGACAAUAUCCCAUCCUCCAACAAGCUCUGCUGGGCCUCCGGAAACUUAUCAACACAUUCCUACGGUUGGGAGUGCUUAUUCGUACUUCAUCCCCUUUCAACACCCCCAUUCUGCCUGUUAGAAAACCUGACCUGGAUCCAGAAGGAAAACCGGUAUACAGAUUUGUGCAGGACUUGCGUGCAGUGAAUAAAGUUGUUCAGGCUAGACACAAUGUGAUACCUAAUCCUCACACAAUUCUGACUGCCAUUCCAGCAGGUACUGCUUGUUAUUCAGUAACAGAUCUGUGUAAUGCCUUUUUUAGUAUUCCUCUAGAUCAAGACUGCUGGGAUAUCUUUGCAUUUACAUGGACGGACUCAGAGACCGGGAGAGCAGAAUAACUGACCUGGACUCGGCUACCACAGGGAUAUGUUCGAGUGCGAGAGCGUACCACUUGGAUUAAUUACACCCGAGUCAAGCUAGCCCCUAGGCCGGGGCCAGAAGCAGAUGACUCCGGACCUCGAGGGAGCCCCGCCAGCUCUUCCCACCACGACCUGGAAGAGCCUGAAGCAGACGAUACCUGGAAGGCUGAGCCUCUCGAGGGACUAAAGCUCCUGUUCGGACGGAAUAAGCCCUGGGACUUUUACUGACUAUGAACUUCUGGGUGGUGGGACAAUGGUUACUUGCUUUUAGUUUGCCCUUUGUAUAUGCCAACCCCCACCCAGCGGUUGAAUCCUUGCAGUGACUGAUCCAGAAGUGGUUUUGCAAAAUAGAUGUGUGUUAGAUGCUAUGAAUGCUGAAAUGGGGGGGGGUUGUGCUUGCAUUGGAGAAAAAUGUUGUUUUUAUGUUAAUCACUCUGGCUUAAUUGAAAAAGAUUUACAGGCUAUUAAGAAUGCUGCUGUUAUAUUUCAUGCUGUAUCUCUUGAUCACACCUUUAGUUUUGAGGACCUCCUCCCAGACCUUGGGUCUUGGUUCACUGGCCUUUUCCGUACAAUUGUUAAAUGGAUUGUCUUCUGUUUAUUCUUCCUAUGUGUUAGUUGGAUAAUGAUUCAAUGUGCAAAAUGUCUGUGUAAUACUGUAACCAAAAGUUCUGCUGUCCGUAAGACAACCCAAUACCUGUCUCUUCAGCUUGAUGGUAAAUUACGUAACAGGCCUGAAUAAUCUGAGCUUAUCAGGCCUGAAUGGAGGAACUGUGAAAGCUAUUUGGGGUAGUCCCCCGCCCCCUUAUUAAUAUUUUUUGCAAACGACCAGUAGGUGGAGGCAGAAGCCUCCAUAAGGCCUCACGUACACAGUACCUUGAACUUUGUAACUAAUCUUUUCUGCUUGCCAGAGGCAGAAAAAGAUCCUGCUUUAAGCCAGUUUUUCCUUACCAGAUAACGGGGUUUAGUAACCACCAAUGAAGUGUUAACACGGCAUGGUCUUUGUCUGAAAGUGUAUAAAAAGCUUGUGAAACUUGUGUGCAGUAGAGUUUUCUGUAUCUACUAUAGAGCUCUCCUUUC
Molecule: messenger RNA, 2457 nt
Organism: Mauremys mutica (yellowpond turtle)
Lineage: Eukaryota; Metazoa; Chordata; Testudines; Geoemydidae
Exons: 2
Coding region: 481-1359 (292 amino acids)
Biological process (GO): proteolysis; virion assembly
Molecular function (GO): aspartic-type endopeptidase activity
Source: RefSeq, a predicted model, not a curated record